AUGAUUCAAUUAUGGUCUCGUAUACAAUCACUUCUUUUUUACGUCAUCAAACAUCUGAUCCAUGCGGAUUUCCAUGAAAGUUUUCAAAGGAUGACACCCACUGACAAGCUUCUCUUCAUGAUAAUUCAUAGUGUAGAUAGGUCAGGAAUGGAGUGGCACCGUUUACCUGUGUUCAUGGGUCUGACAUACUUAGCUACACGUCGGCAUCUACAUAAUGCAUACAAUUUGAUUAAAGUCGGGAAAAACUCUGUACGAGUUGGGUAUGAUCCUGCUGACUUUCCCUACAGGACACCUGAUGGAAGAUUUAAUGAUCCUUCCGAUGAAACUGCAGGAAGUAUACAAACUUUCUUUGGCCGAAACACAUUCCCAAUUGAUGGAAGAAAAAAGCUAAUGAAACCAAAUCCUAUGGUGGUAGCAACAAAACUUCUGGCACGUAAACAAUUCAUAGACACCGGAAAACAAUUCAACUUGAUUGCAGCUUCAUGGAUUCAGUUCAUGAUACAUGACUGGAUGGAUCAUCUUGAGUCAGCAGAACAGGUUGAGAUGAAGGCACCUGCAGUAGUGGCCUAUCAAUGCCCUCUCAAAUGUUUCAAGUAUUACAAGACUAGAAAAGUUAAUACUGGUUUGCAGGACAUCAAGAAAGGUCAUCUUAACAUUCGAACUUCUUGGUGGGAUGGGAGCUCGAUAUAUGGAAGCAACUCUGCUCAAUUGCACCAGGUGAGAACGUAUAGAGAAGGAAAGCUUAAAAUCACAAUUGACGGUCUUCUCCAGCAUCAAGAUAAUGGACUGCCAAUAGCAGGUGAUAUUCGUAACAGUUGGAUAGGUGUGUCAGCCUUACAAGCCCUUUUCAUCCUAGAGCAUAAUGCCAUUUGCGAUUCCUUAAAGGUAGAAUACCCUGAUCUGGACGAUGAGAAUCUAUAUCGUCAUGCACGACUAGUAACAUCCGCUGUUAUGGCUAAGAUACACACUAUAGAUUGGACUGUUCAACUGCUUAAAACCGACACCCUUCUUGCUGGAAUGAGAGCCAACUGGUAUGGUUUGUUUGGAAAAGGAAUCAAAGACAGAUAUGGGCACGUUGGAGGCCCGUAUUGGGGUGGUCUUGUAGGCUUAAAGGAACCCAAUAAUCAUGGGGUUCCCUACUCAUUAACAGAAGACUUUGUGAGUGUUUACAGAAUGCAUUCUCUUGCACCUGAUCAACUACUCAUCAGGGAUAUUAACUCAGUGCCCGGGCCUAAUAAAUCUCCAAAAUUGAGCCAUAAGAUUAACAUGGUAAAUCUAAUUGGGGUAAGAGGAGAGGAGAAAUUAUCGGAAAUUGGAUUUACAACACUAAUGGUGUCAAUGGGACAUCAACCAUCCGGGGCACUAGAACUAUGGAACUAUCCAAUGUGGCUUAGGGAUGUUGUGCCUCACAAUGUCGAUGGAACAGACCGUUCUGAUCGUGUCGAUUUGGCUUCACUCGAAAUUUACAGGGAUAGGGAGAGAAAUGUCCCAAGAUACAAUGAGUUUCGUCGAUCACUUUUCUUGAUCCCGAUAUCCAAGUGGAGUGAUCUUACAGACAAGAAAGAAGCCAUUGACACAUUGCAAGAAGUGUAUGGAGAUGAUGUCGAACAACUCGAUUUAAUGGUAGGAAUGUUGGCCGAGAAGAAGAUUAAAGGGUUUGCUAUCUCUGAGACCGCGUUUGAAAUAUUCCUUCUCAUGGCGUCAAGGAGACUCGAAGCAGAUAGAUUUUUUACCAGCGAUUUUAAUGAAAAAGUGUACACACAAAAAGGGUUAAAUUGGGUAAACACGACAGAGAGCUUAAAAGAUGUACUCGAUCGACAUUACCCAGAGAUGACGUAUCAAUGGAUGAACUCGAGUAGUGCCUUUACAGUAUGGGAUGCUCCACCAGAUUCUAACAAUCCCAUACCAGUUUAUCUUCGGAUCCCUUGUUGA
Erigeron canadensis is the source of this 1932-nucleotide messenger RNA. Its product is annotated as alpha-dioxygenase 1-like. The coding region runs from base 1 to 1932 and encodes 643 amino acids. Lineage: Eukaryota; Viridiplantae; Streptophyta; Magnoliopsida; Asterales; Asteraceae. The record is from RefSeq and is a predicted model, not a curated record. The transcript has 9 exons. Gene Ontology annotation, molecular function: heme binding; peroxidase activity; oxidoreductase activity, acting on single donors with incorporation of molecular oxygen, incorporation of two atoms of oxygen. Gene Ontology annotation, biological process: response to oxidative stress.